Aethina tumida (small hive beetle) is the source of this 1434-nucleotide messenger RNA. RefSeq names its product tektin-4-like. The transcript has a single exon. Lineage: Eukaryota; Metazoa; Arthropoda; Insecta; Coleoptera; Nitidulidae. The record is from RefSeq and is a predicted model, not a curated record. Gene Ontology annotation, biological process: cilium assembly; cilium movement involved in cell motility. Bases 1 to 1434 code for a protein of 477 amino acids. Gene Ontology annotation, cellular component: microtubule cytoskeleton; nucleus.
AUGCAUUCUGCUGCUGGAAGAACAUACCCAGGCUCUGAAGAAAACAAACUUCCUCACGUAGAUUCUUCUCCGUAUGUACCCGAAGCUCCCAGCUACUUACCGCAACCUGGAGACGACCUAAUACAAGAUGCUGAUCAGUUUAUGGGCCCAAUCGGUCCCCAUGCUACAGGGAUUACCGACUGGGGCCCACUUUCUGGCCUGACUGGUACUAGACGGGUUGUAGAUCAGUACUCCAUAACACGUUUUAGUGAGGCUGAAUGGAGGAGGCGCAACAAAGAGAUUAUAGACAGGGCAUCUAAGGAGUGUCACAAAUACGACAUCACUGAUUGGAAUGCGAGGCAAAGCAUAGACAAAACUCAAAAGGAUGCGGCCAACAGUGAAGAAAGCAACACCAAUCUUUUGAACCAAAGGGAGGCCGACAUACACCGGUGGAAAUGCGAGCUGAAAGCGGCAAUUGGAGAAAUGAAUGAAGAAAUUCAGUUUUUGGAAACCGAAAGGCAACGUUUGAAGAGAUCAAUGAUGGUUUUGCUUUUACCUGAAUCAAUAUCUAGGGAAUGUCUGGAACGAAGAACUGGUAGAAGGGAUGCUGAAUUGGUACGCGAUGAGGUGGAAGUGGAACUGAUGAAAGAAAUGUCAUUAUCGGCGGAAAUUCGUGAGUUAUUAGUCAAAACGUUGAAAAAAAUUGAGACACAGUUACAGGACAAUAAAACUGCUAAAGCUCGAUUGGAAUACGACUGGAGCGAUAAAAUCUUGUCGCACGAAAUAGAAACAGUAAACAAAGCUCUGAGUUCCCAGUCGAGGACAAUAAUGUUUAAACCAGGAUCGGUAGUUUGUCCAGGUGAUCAAUCCAACGUAGAGUACUGGAAUUACUUCAGUGAAGAAACCAUAAAACAAGCUGCGGCAACAAGAGAACGAUCGGUAGCUUUAAGGGCGACUUUGGACGCAAUUCUGGAAAACGCUUCACGUGAUUUAAGAUCUCAGGCCAACAGAGUCGAAGUCGCACUGUCGAAAAGAAUAGCUUGUACACAAGAAGCCACAAACAGACUCGAAUUAGAAUUGAAAAACACUCUGAUUAGGCUGACAGAAGUUGAACGUACGGCUGACGCUAUAAAGUUAGCAUUGAGAAGAUUAGAUUUUCCAAUGAAGACAGUUCAAACACGUCUAGAUAACAGAGCUGGGCGACCCAGAAUUGAAAAUUGCAGAGAUGAGGUGCAUUUUCCUCUGCUUCAGGAGGUUAAGUCACUUGGGGAGCAUGUUUCGGUUCUUAAAGCCAGAUUGCAACAAACUAUCGACUCGAAAGCUGGUUUGGAGGAUAUCAGAAACGAAUUAGAAAGGGAAAUUAGAUUAAAAAAGCAUACUUUAGAUAUAGAUAGGAAUAGAGUUUCUGAUAUUAGGACACACUAUCCAUCAACCACUUCAUUGUCUGGGUAUUAG